Molecule: messenger RNA, 1062 nt
Organism: Aspergillus nomiae NRRL 13137
Lineage: Eukaryota; Fungi; Ascomycota; Eurotiomycetes; Eurotiales; Aspergillaceae
Product: Zn(II)2Cys6 transcription factor domain-containing protein
Exons: 2
Coding region: 1-1062 (353 amino acids)
Biological process (GO): regulation of DNA-templated transcription
Molecular function (GO): DNA-binding transcription factor activity, RNA polymerase II-specific; zinc ion binding
Source: RefSeq, a predicted model, not a curated record
AUGCUUGCGGGAUCCGACAAACCCCCGGGUAAUGGUGGAGAUGGCCCCAAGCUCCGGGCCGCUUGCGAGAAUUGUCGACAAUCCAAGGUCAAAUGCAAUCUAGGCGGAAAGAAUACUUGCAUCCGCUGUCUCCGGCAUGGGUUGCCAUGUCGAUACCGGGUUGCCAAUCGGUCUGGUAAGCCGAAGGGCAGCAAAAACCGAGCUACAUUGAGGAAACUAGGACAGCUUCAGGAAACGUCGGCAGUUCAAGUCUCCGGGAGGAGCUCGAAACGCAGGACUCUUCAAGCCACCGAGCCACCGCGUGCGGAACAGGAGCUGAAUAGAAGUGAUAGUGAGACGCGAGAACCCAGUCAACAGCUCACAGACAGUCCUCUGAGUCAAACUAGUACAGCCAAUACAUGUUUGCUGCUAAGUGAGUCGCCGGCGGACUACGCGACUUCGUAUAGGGAUCCGCUGCCCGAUUCGACGCAUGCGGCUUCCAUGUCGCCGACGUUUCUCCAGAAAGAGUUUAUCACGAAAGGAUUGACAAGCUUCCCACUUGCCGUACAUAUCCCCAACGUACUACAGCCCGUAUGCGACUGUGGUGAGACUAUAGAGCUCUAUGCGAACCGUCUGCAACACAUUGUGGCUGACCCAAUCCACACGCGAUUCGAUCAGGGCCUGCAGGUUGUCAAGGAGGCGCUGUCGGUCUGUCGAGGGUUCCUGCAGUGCCACAGCUGCCACAAGGAUAACACACACGUGCUGAUAUCCGUAACGACACUGGGAUUGGCACUACAGCUGUUCAAUUACUGGAUAUCCUACCAAUGCGCCGCGCACGUCUGCGCGAGCAACGACGAAGUCGGGUACGGUGCGUAUGAAUUGGGGCCCGAGGAGACGCGACGAGUGCGCCGCGUACUCAUCCGAGGCCGACUCCAACAGUGUAAGGAGGUGGUGGCAUCGCUCAAAGGAACAAUCGAGCUGUCCAGCGCAGACCUGGAGGGGACCUGGCUGCAGCAGGUCAUCCGCGGAUACGAAGGAACGGUGGAAGCCUAUCUGCAACCGAUGGGCUGCAUUUGCAUUUAA